Molecule: messenger RNA, 4152 nt
Organism: Centruroides sculpturatus (bark scorpion)
Lineage: Eukaryota; Metazoa; Arthropoda; Arachnida; Scorpiones; Buthidae
Gene: eEFSec
Product: selenocysteine-specific elongation factor-like
Exons: 7
Coding region: 2023-3483 (486 amino acids)
Biological process (GO): selenocysteine incorporation
Molecular function (GO): GTPase activity; translation elongation factor activity; GTP binding
Source: RefSeq, a predicted model, not a curated record
AGUCAGUUAACCAUAUUUUUAAAAAUGAAUGUGGGGCUAUGGGUUUUUGUUUUACAGAAUUAGUACAGUUGGUUAGAAAAUAAGGUAACAAUUUGGUCUUUACAAUGGUUAAUUGAGUUUUGGACCGUUGUAUAAUAUAUGAGUGCAAUUAUUCAACUUUCCGGAAUUUUAGUAAUGGAAAUGGAACUAAGGAAUAUGUUAUGUUGUGUUGCGUUUUAUUCUCUAGGUAUUGCACGCCGACACUCCUCUCUUUAUUUCGGCAGUGAUGCUAUGUUUGCAGAAUAGAAGUCAUUUGGCUUCGGCAUGCUCAGUGGAUCUCGUGUCUCCCGAGAGGGGAGAUUCCGUUGUGAUUAGUGAAAUUCCCGAGGCUUCUUUUAAAAGGCCAAACUGGUGAUAAUUUCAUGGUGAGGUAUCUGGACUCAGGGCUAGGUAAUCCAGGAUUUCCCAAGUCAUUUCCAAAGACUGGUGUUAUAGCUUAAACAAUGGAUGAACUAUCAGCACACAGAUAGAAAUACCUAGGAAAAGAAAUGUAAAUUGGGAUUAAAUGAUACAUACAGUUCCAUUGCCAUUACUGAAAUCUUGGAAAGAAAUUCAACUGCUCUUGUAAAAUAUUUGUAGAUUUAACUAUUUGGCAUGUGUAGUUAUGAUGUUAUUAGUUUACAUGAAGUCCACAUUAAUGUAAAGUAGAUUUAUAGUCCUUUUGAUGAGGGGAUAGACGUUUCAAUGUUAAUGAGUUCGUUAAUACAAAAUGCCAAUUUUAAGUCCUUUUUGACUAUCUACUCUAUUAUUUUUGUCAUCAAUUCUUAGAUAACCAACAAGAAUAGCAACUGCUAAUGUCACUCUUGAAUUGUCACUUAUCCAUAUUUCCUACCAAGGCAAGGCUAAUUUAAAAAUCGGUAAUAGAAAAAAGAAAAUGUAAUUCACUAAUUUACCAUGGAAGAAGAGUCUGACCACAUUUAAAGAUUAAAAUCGUCAGACUGUUCUGUAACUACUAGACUAAAGAUAAUCUGUAUUUGUAAACAUUAAAUUGUUGCCAUUAUUCUUACUUAUUAGAAUUCUUAAAAAUGUUCACAAACUUUUUCAUAGGCACGAUUUAAUGCAUGAUCUUUGUACAUAAUAUGAAGCAUUUUCAGAGAAAAAUCAUUCGAUGCCUCUCCUACUUUCAUCACAUAGGGUGCUGCAUCUGUUAUAAAAUAAAGCACUCUCAUAUUAGAUCUGUGUUGGACAGAAAAUAUUCAUUGCAUUGUUAAUUGUUUUUGGCAAUGGUUGAAUGAUUAGUUUGCUCAACAAAUGCUGUAUGGAUUUAAAAUGUUUAUUAUUGUUUGCUUCAUAUAUCGUAGAAUCCAUUAUCAUUUUGGUGAUUGGCUAUUCUAUCCAAUUUUCACUAAUUUGUCAAUGGUUUGUCACAGAAGACAAUUCUUACUUCUUAUAAUAUCCUUUAUUGAAAUCAAUAAGAUGGAAAAACAAUUGUAAAAUUGACUGGAGGGACUAAAACAGUCUGAAAUGCAUUUCAAUUUCAAUAAAGGAUAUAAAAAGUAAGAAUUAUCUUCUGUGUCAAACUGUUGUGACAAAUCUAGUGAAAAUUGGGUAGAAUAGCCAAUUACCAAAAUGAUAAAAAUGUUUAUUCAUCUGCUUAAAGUCAAUUCAUCAGGUAUUUCCCUCACAGUAUUUUUAUAGGAAUCCUUUAAAUUCUUUGUUUUUUAGUUUACAAACGGGGAAGUCGGCAUUGAUUGUAGCAGCACAUAAAUCUCUUAAAAACGGAGACUUUGUUGGUCCUGGUUUAUUCUGUCAGCAUUUUAAAUUGUUUACCUAUCUUUUCAGUGUAACGCAGGUAGAGAGGUGCUGAGUAACUCAUGACUGUUUCUCCCACAAAUAAAACAGCUGACUAAUAACUGAACGUAACAUAGUUACUAACUUAAGCAUUUAAUUACUGGACUCAAACCUUGAUUACUCAGAUUUGAGUUCAGGUCAGGAGCAUUAGGAAUCUUUAAUGGUCUAUUUGUCCUGUCUCUCACCCCAGAUAUGUCUUUAGUGGGCUCCACCAUGGACAGGAAAGGUGCCCAGAUAAUUGAUUUAAUGAUGUUGAUUGUGGAUAUAACGAAAGGAAUGCAGACGCAAACUGCAGAAUGCUUAGUAAUAGGCGAAAUUACUUGUAAUAAAAUGAUUGUAGUGCUUAACAAAUUAGAUUUAAUAGCAGUAGAGAAAAGAAAGUCUGUUAUUGAAAAGAUGACGAAGAAAAUUCAGAAAGUUUUGGAGAAAACUACAUUUGAGAACGUUCCUGUGGUUGCAGUUGCUGCAAAACCUGGUGGAACCGAAGAAAAUUCAGAACCAAUAGGAGUGAAAGAACUUAUUAAUUUAUUAUGUGAACAUGUUUUUGUUCCUAAAAGAAGUGCAGAAGGUCCUUUUAUGUUUGCAGUGGAUCAUUGUUUUUCGAUUCGAGGACAAGGAACCGUAAUGACGGGCACCGUAAUUCAAGGAAGCGUAGCCAUUAAUAACACUGUAGAAAUACCGUCAUUGAAGCUAACGAAGAAAGUAAAGAGCAUCCAGAUGUUUAGAAAACCCGUAGAAAAGGCAAUUCAGGGAGACAGAAUUGGAAUGUGUGUAACACAGUUCGAUCCAAAACAAUUAGAACGUGGGAUAGUGUGCACGCCCGGUCACUUGUCUUUAACUCAUGCAGUUGUAGCAGUGGUAGAGAAAAUUCCUUAUUAUAAAGGAACUUGUGCAACUAAAGCCAAAUUUCACGUCACAAUCUUGCACGACACAGUCAUGGCAAAAACGACAUUUUUUGGUCUCCAUGAACCGGGUGCAGACACUCCGAAAGUUGACCUUAAAUUUCUUUCCUCUCUUGAUUUUCAGAGAGAAUACACUUAUCAAAGUGAGCUAUAUUCAAAUAGUUCUCAUUUAAAAAUAGAUAAAGACGAAGAAAAUCCUGGAUUGACGCCUUCGAUUCAGUUUGCAUUACUCGAAUUCGAAAAACCGGUCAUCCUCAGCAAGAAGUGCUUACUGAUCGGUUCCAAGCUAGAUACAGACAUCCACGCUAAUGUGUGCCGACUCACAUUUUAUGGCUACGUUUUGGAGAUAUUUGGUACCAAACAGAUAGCGGAUGCAAUUUUACCUACGCUAAAAGUAUACAAGACGAAAGAGAAAAAGGGUUUUGUGGAAAGAAUGGUUAACGACUAUGAAGUCAUCGGACGAUCUUUAUUCAAAAAAGAAACAAACAUUCAGAAUUUUGUGGGUUUAAAAGUUUCUCUGUCGACCGGCGAAGAGGGAGCAAUUGAAGGAGGCUUCGGACAGAGUGGAAAAGUGAAAAUUAGAAUACCGGCCGGACUGAAAAGUACAACUGCCGCAUUAUUGUCUACCAAUAAGAAGAAAAGUAAAGAAACCGGUUCGAAUAAAGAAACCGAAUCCGAACAAGUACAAAUCAUCUUGACAUUUAAACGGUACGUGUACGAUCCUCAGAAGAAAAUGAUUCAAACUUCUUAGAAAACAAUUCUGGUAAAACUGAGAAUUUAAGAAAUAACUAUAAAAAAGUUUUCAACAUUAUCACUAGAUUAAAAUUGGAUACAAAUUUCUCUAAAAGAAAUUAUUAAAAUGCCAAAAUGUAAUUUGAUAUAUAAAAAUUGUUGAGCCAAAUUAAAAAAAAAAUUAUAUGCUGUAAUGCAGUGUUUUUCAACUGCCAGUCACAGAAAAAUAUUUGACUGUAGCAACACUGGCACAGUUGAUUAGGAUGACAUUUACAUAAUAGUUUAGAGUUACUUAUUGUACGUAACAUACAGUAACUCUACAUAAGCAUAAUUCUACACGUAAAACAGAUAAUUUUACCAGUCUGCGACGAGAAAAAGGUCGAGAAACUAUGCUCUAACGGGACAGGUCGACAUUUUGAAUUCCAAUGAAACAUGUACUGUACAUACUAAUUUGAUUAUUAAUAGUUGUAUAUACAAUUAACAAUAAUCAAAUAAAAUAUAGAUAUAUUAUUGUUGAACUUUUAAUAUAUGGAAUUUUAAUAUAUGUUUUUACUUAUGUAAUUAAAAUUACGAGAAGUUAAUUUCACAAGAAUGUUUUCUGUAUGUAUUAUUGUUUAUGUACUUGCUGUAGUUUGGAGAUAAACAAGUAUAUAAUCUAAACCGAAAUAAAAUUGUAUUUUCCAAAAAA